CCUUUAAAUAUUGCUGUUGCGCAAUUGAUUGAAUAUAUAUCAGACCUUUCGGCUGUAAAGUUCAGCCCUUGUCGCAGCAUUGUGCCUAACUGUUCGGGUUGUUCCUAACUUAACAGCUAGUCCACUCGUCUUAAAGCGCUCGCUUUUCAUCCAGCAACUUGAUCACACCUAAUUUCGGCAUCUUAACACUCUGCGAGGAGCGUCUACCGAUUCCGCCGGCGGCGCUUAAAACAGCCGCCUCAGCGCCUAUUCGCCAGCCUAUACCUCCUCUUACGCACCCUACGGACCGCACGAGCACAGAUUGCUACGGCGUGGCUUCUGCGCGGCGCUAACCUGUUCAUAGCGUCCGUCGUUUUGCGCACGGGGUGCUGCAAAACGCUCCCAACAGCCGUUUACGCACCGGGGCGCGAUGGGGCUGCCCGCGCGCUUCCUGCUCGAAUACUCUGAGGAGCUCCGACCCGCUGAUGGGGUGGAGGUGGUGUGCUGCGUGGCCGGGCCGGUGCCCUGCAGCGGCAAGGACGCGGCGGGCUACUACUUCCACCUAAAGGCGCUCCAGCAGGCCGGGCUAUGGGGACCCAGCAGCAGCAGCGGAGGAGGAGGAAGCGGGUGGUGCUGGCGGCGCGGGUGAUGCUGCCUCGCAGGCGGGAGGGGCGGCGGGGGCGGACUCGGACAAGCCGCCGCCGGGUGUCGACUGGAAGGGCAGCAAGGCCCGCAAGCGCAAGUCCGUCAAGAAGAAGGACACCGACCCCUACGCGCUGCUGGGGCUGGGCAACGAGCGCUGGACGGCCAGCGAGGCGGUCAUCCGAGCCGCCUACCGCCGCGCCUGCCUGGAGCACCACCCGGACAAGGCGCUGGUGGGGGUCAGCGACGAGGCGGAGAAGGAGAGGAUCCAGGAGCACUUCAAGACGAUCCAGGACGCGUACGACAUCCUGAGCGACCCAGCUAAGCGCAGGGAGUUUGACUCCACGGACGAGUUCGAUGACAGUCUGCCGCUGCAGUGCGAGCCCAAGGACUUUUUCAAGGUGUUUGGCCCCGCCUUCCGCCGCAAUGCGCGCUGGUCCUCCGCGGAACCCGUACCCGAGCUGGGCGACGAGGGGGCCAAGUGGGAGGAGGUCACCAAGUUCUACGACUUUUGGUACACCUUCAAGUCGUGGCGCGAGUUCCCGCACCCGGACGAGGAGGACGUGGAGGCGGCGGAGAGCAGGGAGCACCGCAGAUGGAUCGAGCGCAACAACGCCAAGCUGCGUGAGAAGGGCAAGAAGGAUGAGAGCCGGCGGUUGCGGGAGUUUGUGGACGCGGCGUACAAGCAUGACCCGCGGGUCGCUCGCAAGAAGGAGGAGGACCGGCUAGAAAAGGAACGUAAGAAGGCUGAGAAGGAGGAGGCGCGGCGGAGGGCGCAGGAGGAGGAGGAGGCGCGCAAGAGAGCUGCCGAGGAGGAGGCCAAGCGGGUUGCUGAGGAGGCUCGCAAGGUGCGGGAGGCGGCCAAGGCGCAGCUGAAGCAGCUGAGGAAGCGGCUGAGGGGCAUUGCGGAGGGGGCAGGUGGUUCCCGGCUGGUGAGUGAGGACGAUGUGGAGAAGCUGACCACGAAGCUGGAGCCGGAGAUGCUCGCCGCGCUCGUGGACUCACUCACAUCCGCUGCUGCUGCUGGGGGCGGUGAUGUACGGGAGCGGCAGACGGCCCUCCUGGUGGAGGCGUUGAAGGGGAUUGACGUGCGGGAGGAGGAGGCUGUCCGCGCGCGUGAGGCCGCCAAGCGCGACGCUGAGGCCGCUGCCAAGGCCGCCGCGCGUGAGGAGCACCGUCGCAAGAUGGCUGCCAUGCGGGAGUGGAGCGAGGAGGAGCUGAGGCUGCUGGACAAGGCGUGCAGCAAGUACCCCAUGGGCACCCCCAAGCGCUGGGAGGCGGUCGCUGGCUUUGUGCGCACGCGCACGCUGGAGGAGGUGUUGCUGAUGGUGAAGGACCGGCAGGGCGCCUCCGCAACCCGCAUGAAAGCGCAGGAGGACUGGAAGGGCGCGCAGAAGAAGCCGGCGGAGGUGCGCGCCACAGCGGACACACGGGCGCAGGCCUUCACGGAUGUGGAGGUAAAGCUGGCGGGCGAUGCGGCCGCAAAGCUGCUCAACCCCACCCAGCCAGCAGCGACCAGCGGCGCCACUGCCAGCGCCCCCAACCCACCUGCCCCACCUGCCCCAGCAGCAGCAGCAGCAGCAGCUGCAGCCGCCUCGCCCUCGGGGAAGAAGGCGACAGCAGCUGCUGCACCCUCCUCCUCCUCCUCCUCCUCGGCACCUGCACCUGCUGCUGCUGCUGCGGCCCCGGCUGCUGCUGCGGCGGCGGCCUCCUCCUCCGCAUCGCCCGCCACCUCAUCCUCCUCUUCAGCGGCGACACCAGCAGCGGCAGCAGGGGCUGCGGAUGGUGCGGGGGCUGGCAAGGCCGGAGGGAAGAAGGCCGCUUCGGACGUAUGGACGGAGGUGAGGGGGCAGCGUUGGUAGGAUGACUUGGAGUUGGGAGGGGUUGGAAACAGCUGACACGCGCAGCCCCGCACAGGGCGUACAGCGCCCUCGUGAGCCCUAAUCCUCG
Molecule: messenger RNA, 2571 nt
Organism: Astrephomene gubernaculifera
Lineage: Eukaryota; Viridiplantae; Chlorophyta; Chlorophyceae; Chlamydomonadales; Astrephomenaceae
Source: the annotation of a GenBank genome assembly